Molecule: messenger RNA, 984 nt
Organism: Medicago truncatula (barrel medic)
Lineage: Eukaryota; Viridiplantae; Streptophyta; Magnoliopsida; Fabales; Fabaceae
Product: protein MAINTENANCE OF MERISTEMS-like
Exons: 4
Coding region: 1-984 (327 amino acids)
Biological process (GO): meristem maintenance; meristem development
Source: RefSeq, a predicted model, not a curated record
AUGACUCUAUGCGAAAGGUGGCAUCCCGAGACCAGCACUUUUCACAUGCCUUUGGGGGAGAUGACUGUGACUUUGGAUGAUGUCGCAUCUCUUAUGCUUCUUCAAAUUGAAGGGCGGAUGUUGAGCCAUGGGAAGAAGAUGUUGAGACAUGAGGGAGCGGCACUACUGAUGAGGCACUUGGGUGUGUCGCAGCAGGAGACAGAGAAAAUUUGCGGUACAGAGUAUGGUGGGUACAUUAGUUAUCCGAAGUUGAGGGAAUUAUAUAUGAGGUACUUUGGUAGAGCUAACAUAUUGGCAGAUACAGAGGAUCCAGAGGAGAUGGAAGAGCUGCAGAGGGUUAGGACAUUUUGUGUGAAGUGUUAUCUCUUAUAUCUUGUUGGAUGCUUGUUGUUUGGUGAUAGAAGCAACAAACACAUCGAGUUGGUCUAUCUGACGACCAUGGAGGACGACUACGCGGGGAUGCGUAAUUAUUCAUGGGGAGGGAUGUCACUGACAUACCUAUACGACGAGUUAGCUGAGGCCUGUAAGCCUGAAGACAGAGCUCUUGGGGGAAGCGUGUCACUGCUCAUUGCAUGGUUUUUGGUGUAUUUUCCUGGCCUUUUCAGUGUUGAUCCCAACACCGACUAUAUUGAAAACUACCCGUUUGCGGCGAGGUGGAAGCUACAGAAGGGUCAUGGACAAGGGUUGACGUAUUGCUCAUUGCUUGAUCAUAUUCAGUUUGAUGACGUAUGCUGGAGGCCGUACGAAGAGCACAUGGAGAUCCAGGGUUUUAAGGAGAUAUUCUGGUAUCCAGGCUGGAUUAUUUGUGGUGAAUUCGUCGACUUCCGCACUCACACGCUUAAGGCGGCCGAUUGGGGUGAGCAGGCACAAAAGCAGACAUGGCGGAUGGCUAUGUGUUAUGGUUUAGGAAAUGAAGCUACUACCUCUGCUUUGGCUUCAGGACGCUUCGACAGUUUACUGCCGAGGAAAACCUCGACAAUUUAG